Lactuca virosa is the source of this 1051-nucleotide messenger RNA. NCBI's taxonomy places the organism in Eukaryota, Viridiplantae, Streptophyta, Magnoliopsida, Asterales, Asteraceae. The record is from the annotation of a GenBank genome assembly.
AUGAAGUGGCUUAAAGAUUAUCAAGAUCUUGAGGUGUCCUUAAUUGGUGAUUAUCAGCUUACAUCUGGAAGAACUCGGCAUAUCCAGAUGUUAUAUGAAUUCGGGAUCACAAGCACAUUUCUCCCAAACAUAACCAAUCCAAACAUAACUCCCAACUACAUCUCCCAAUCCUCAUCCUUAUCCUUCACCAUACCUCCAUCUCCUAAAACUCUCAAAGGCCUCAACAUAACUUUCAAAUAUACAAUCACCGAAGAAAAACACCUAUGGCCAAUAUUCGCUAAAAUCACCAACACAACCAAGGGUCUCGAUUUAAUCUACAACCCAAUGGUAUUUGGCAAACCUAAAUUCAAUGAAGUUGCAAUAUGGUUAAGCCAUUGGUCAAUGGGAAACCUAUUAGACAUUGGUGAUAAAGUCAACGUGUGUUUCAUUGUGGAAAAUGGAUUGGAAGUGCAUGAAUGUGGUGCAAAGCUUGUGUAUGCUAAUGAAGAUGAUGACAUGGAAAAUAACAUGGAAUGGGAAGAGAGUCUUUUGGGAGAUCUUUCUAGAUUUAAGCUAAGCACAGAAACGUAUUAUUUAUGUCGGCGUGAUUUUUUUAAGUCUAUGGAGGUUGAUGGGCCCACACCGAGUUGGUUUAGGGAUUCGGUUGGUUAUAAAAUUGAUUAUACAGAGAUACAAGGAUGGAGAAAAACCGGUAGGUCUCAGAAGCCAUAAGCAUGAUUUUCAUGUGUGGAAAAAUCGGUUGAUUUAUCCGUUGUCACAAAUUUGUAUGUUAUGUGUAAAUAUAUUGGGAAUUUUGAGUUUUAUUCUAGAGAUGAGAUUGAACACUCUCUGUCUCUUCUAUUGGAAACAGGAAGCUAUGAAGCUUUGAACUUGAACAAUCUUAGAUACAAUAGAGUUGACUUUGAUUGGAGUCAAACUAUUAAUUGGAAACAAAAAUUGCAAUGUGUAAGUUGAAAUUGAUCUUAGUUACAUAUUAACAUCAUCAAAGGAGAUGGGAGUGACACAAAUUCAAGUAAACUUGGGGAAUUUACAUUGGAACAUUAGCUUUGAC